AUGGCGAAUGAGGAAGAGAUACAAUGUGGGUCGAUGCUGUUUAAGCAAGAGGAGCUGCAAGAGAUUAGUGGGCUCAAUGUUGGUGGCGAUUACGUUGAGGUCAUGUGUGGUUGUACCAGCCACCGUUACGGCGAUGCCGUUGCCAGACUUAGGGUUUUCCCCAACGGUGACCUCGAAAUCACCUGCGAAUGCAACGAGGCUUUCUCUGGUUCUCCGGUUUUUCACACGGAUCCUAUGCUUUACUGGGUUGUGGCCAAAGUGGUAGCUUUAUUGACAUAUGAUGAUGAUAUGACUCACUUAGUUGUUCCUCUGUGUAUACGUCUGAUAUCAAAGCUUGAUGCAACCUCAUUGCUUGUAUACACCAAUACCAUCUCUUACAAGUUAACACCAGCUGCGUUCGAGAAGCAUUCCGGGAGGGAAACAGCUAGGAAAUGGAAAAACAAUGUGUGGGUUAUCAUUGGAGGCGAAAAGGUUCCAUUGUCAAAGACAGUGUUGCUCAAAUACUACAACGAAUCAUCCAAGAAAUGCAGUAGGUCCAACAGAUCACAAGGGGGCAAAGUUUUCCAUAGAGAUGAGUUUGUUGGGUGCAACGAAUGUGGCAAAGAGAGGAGGUUCAGGUUAAGAAGCAGAGACGAAUGUCGCUUGCACCACAAUGCAAUGGCUGAUCCAAACUGGAAAUGCUCAGAUUUUCCAUACGACAAGAUAACAUGUGAGGAAGAGGAAGAGAGAGGAAGCAGGAAAGUGUACAGAGGCUGCACACGUUCACAAACUUGCAAAGGCUGCACUACCUGCGUCUGCUUUGGCUGCGAGUUAUGCCGUUUCUCUGAUUGUGAUUGCCAGACGUGUGUAGACUUCACCAGCAAUGUCAAAGCUUGA
This is a messenger RNA of Arabis nemorensis, 876 nucleotides long. Lineage: Eukaryota; Viridiplantae; Streptophyta; Magnoliopsida; Brassicales; Brassicaceae. The record is from the annotation of a GenBank genome assembly.